AUGGCACGUCGUGGUUUAUCGUUGCAACAAAUGCUUGAUUACAUUCAAGAGCUCGAUGAAGCAGAAGACCAAAAUCAACUAACAGAUAUACCAACUGCCAUUUACAUCGAACCUCCUGUAGAUGGAAACAUAUCGGGCGAAGAUGACGCUGAAGACGAAUGUGGGGGCAUCCCAGAUAAUGUUUGCCCGGCUCAGCUAAAAGGCGGCUGUGAAGUUGUAAUGACUAGUGGACGACAUUUACAAAAUUUUGAUGAAGAAGAUGAAAUUGGAGCUCCAAAUAUAAAAGAUUUGCCCGUUAUUGUGGUAGAAGACACAUAUCAAGGAAUGGAGGAGCAACCGACAACAUCCAAUCGUGCAACAUCACCAGACAGAAGGCGGUUACGUAAAGUGCGGCCAAAACCUUCAAAUGUUGCAUUGCCACCAGGGAAUAAGGAAGCAACAUUUGAAUGGGUAAAGAAUGAUUCGCCAUCUCUUAUUCCCAUUUUUCCAGUUGCAAAUUACGAAGAUUGUCGUAAUUUACUACCACACCAACAAUUUGAAAAAUUUUUUGAUGACACAUUAUUGGGACACAUUUGCGAACAAAGUGCAGUAUAUGCGAUCGAACAGAAUGGACCAAACCCUAAUAUAACAGUCAGUGAGCUUCGAGCGUUUAUCGGCAUAUUGAUCAUUACUGGCUACAAUUAUCACGCCAGUUACAGAAAUUUGUGGAGUCAGGAUGAAGACAUUCGCAACAACCUUGUAAGUGAUACCAUGCGUCGGAAUCGAUUUCAAGAUAUUUUGCAAAGUCUUCACUUCGAAGACAAUUCCAAGGCUUCUUCUAAAACCGGUGUAAAUGCCGACAAAAUGUGGAAAUUGAGGCCCCUUACUGAUCACUUGAAAGCAAAAAUGAUUAAACAUUUUCAUGCCGAACAAAAUCUUUCUUUCGAUGAAAGUAUGAUAUCUUAUUUUGGUAGACAUGGAUGCUACUUGGUGAACUUCGAAAUUUACCAGGGAAAGAAUCCUCGUUCGAAUGUUGAGUAUGAAGCCAAGUUUGGAAAAUGCGCCGCCCCUUUGAUCAAUAUGAUCGAUGAUUUUCCUGAUAGAUUGAAAUCGCUGCCACUUUCGUUUUACUUUGAUAAUCUGUUUACCAGUUAUCCUUUGUUAGCGUAUCUUAUGCGGAUAUAA
Molecule: messenger RNA, 1164 nt
Organism: Rhagoletis pomonella (apple maggot)
Lineage: Eukaryota; Metazoa; Arthropoda; Insecta; Diptera; Tephritidae
Product: piggyBac transposable element-derived protein 3-like
Exons: 4
Coding region: 1-1164 (387 amino acids)
Molecular function (GO): sequence-specific DNA binding
Source: RefSeq, a predicted model, not a curated record